Molecule: messenger RNA, 1858 nt
Organism: Botrytis byssoidea
Lineage: Eukaryota; Fungi; Ascomycota; Leotiomycetes; Helotiales; Sclerotiniaceae
Exons: 4
Coding region: 479-1858 (459 amino acids)
Biological process (GO): carbohydrate catabolic process; fungal-type cell wall biogenesis
Molecular function (GO): mannan endo-1,6-alpha-mannosidase activity
Source: RefSeq, a predicted model, not a curated record
AAGAGUUUGAUUGUUGUUGUUGAUGUUUAUGAUUAUGAUUUCUCUUCUUCUUUUUUCUGUCUUUUACGCAUCAAUGAAUCAAUGAUUGAAUGGAUUUGAUAUUCAUAACACUUAUCAUAUUGUUUUAAUUAUUUUUCUUGUCAUUCCUUCUCUUCCAUCUUUUAUUUCUUUUCGUCAGCGAAGAUCGGAUGACUGGAACUUGUCCUCUUUGGUCCCGGAGUAUCUGAUUCGAACACGAUACGAAUAUUACCACCGCACCUUUGAGAGGGCUAUAAUAUUUAAUUACUCUUUGCAUUAUCUGCUGUCAUCUUUACGAUCGUUUAUUAUCAUCUCAGCAUCUGUGCCGCGCCGCGCCACCCUGUUCAAAUUCUCCUUUCCCAAGACGAUUUCUAUUUUUUGGGUUGAUUCUUCUCCGCUUUACUUUUGUUCUUUUAUCGGUCUUGCUUUUGUUGUUUGUGUGCAUAUACGUCAUUUUACCAUGCGGAUUCAGAGUGGGUUAUGGGUAUGCCCGUUGCUUGGGUGGAGGGUUGUGGAUGCUCUCACGGUUGAUACUUCACAGGCUGAUUCGAUUAAAAGCGCUGCGAGUUCGGUGGCUGCAAAUUUGGUGUCGUAUUAUCAUGGGAAUGAAUCGGGCCAAACUCCAGGUCUUUUACCUCCACCUUAUUUCUGGUGGGAAGGUGGUGGGAUGUUUAUGACAUUGAUAGAUUAUUGGCGCUAUACAGGUGAUACUUCUUACAAUAGUAUUGUAUCUGAAGCUCUUCUCUUCCAAGCUGGUCUAGAUGCCGAUUAUAUGCCUGUGAAUCAGACCAAAGAUGAAGGGAAUGAUGAUCAAGGAUUUUGGGGAAUGGCUGCUAUGUUAGCUGCCGAAUCGAAUUUUCAAAAUCCUCCUGCUGAUGAACCUCAAUGGCUUGCGUUGGCUCAAGCGGUAUUUAAUGAAAUGGCAAGUCGAUGGGAUACUAGUACUUGUGGAGGUGGAUUGAGGUGGCAGAUAUUCACUUUCAAUAAUGGGUUCACGUAUAAAAAUUCCAUUGCGAAUGGAUGUUUUUUCAAUAUAGGAGCUAGAUUGGCUAGGUAUACGGGAAAUCAAACGUACGCAGAUUGGGCGGAGACAAUCUGGCAAUGGGAAGAGAGUGUGGGAUUGAUUGAUAGUAGUUACAAUAUUUAUGAUGGGAGUAGUGAUACGGAUAAUUGUGCGAGUGUAGAUCGAUUGCAGUGGAGUUAUAAUGCGGGGAUUUAUUUGCAUGGAGCGGCGAAUAUGUUUAAUCAUACCGAUGGAAACUCCACUUGGCAACAACGCACCAACCAAUUGAUGAACACCUCAAUCAACAUCUUCGCCUCUAACAAAACAAAUUCCAUCAUCACUGAACAGGCCUGCGAAACGGUUAAUAAGUGUGACACCGAUCAACUUUCCUUCAAAGCCUAUUUCACCGCCUGGCUCGCCUCUACGUCUAUCCUCGCGCCUUUUACCGCUCAAAGUAUCUUUCCCAUCUUGCAAAGCAGCGCGAAAGCCGCGGGAGGACAAUGUGCGGGUACGGGGGGUGCGUGUGGGUUUAAGUGGACGGAAGGAACCUCUGAUAACAAUGUGGGGGUGGGACAGCAGAUGAGCGCGCUGGGCGCGAUACAGAGCGCGAUGGUGGCGGUUCCUGGUACGGAUAAUGCGAGGAUUGGCCCGGUGACGAACAGUACGGGCGGGACGAGCGUGGGAGAUAGUGCAGCCGGGAGUGCGAAGAUGGGCAGGGAGGGGAUGGGCAUGCAAGUGGUGGUUACGAGGGGGGAUCGCGUGGGUGCGGCGCUGGCGACGGUGGCGGUUUUGAUGAGUUUGUGUGGGGGGGCGGCGUUUAUGGUUUUGGGGGAGUAG